ACUGCCCAAAGCCGCAGGGAAGAUGGUGGAAAACUCACCGUCGCCAUUGCCAGAAAGAGCGAUUUAUGGCUUUGUUCUUUUCUUAAGCUCUCAGUUCGGCUUCAUACUUUAUCUUGUAUGGGCUUUCAUUCCUGAAUCCUGGCUAAACUCCUUAGGCUUAACUUACUGGCCUCAAAAAUACUGGGCGGUCGCAUUGCCUGUCUAUCUCCUUAUUGCUGUUGUAAUCGGCUAUGUCCUCUUGUUUGGAUUUAACAUGAUGAGUACUUCUCCACUCAACUCCAUUCAUACGAUCACAGAUAACUAUGCUAAAAACCAACAGUGGAAGAACUACCAGGAAGACGCCAUCCCAGCGUUGAGAGACGUUCCCAUUAGUGAAGUAAACAAAAUGUUCUUCCUUGAAGCUCCAGAGCUUAGCACCCAGAACUGAGCUGUGUGUGAACGUCCUAACGCCAAACAGUUACAAGUUUGGGGUGAAUAAUUUUGAGCAUAAUUAUACUGACUGUCCUUUUAAUACUCAGUAUUGACAUGAAAAAGCAUGGAAGUUGAUUUCUUAAAUUGAGUUCAAUUAGUAUUGUAAAUACUUUGAAUUUGUGUUUUUAAUUGACAGAAUAAAUAAAAUACCACAUUAUACUGUAAUAAAGCUAACUUUUCCAGAUAUCACA
Molecule: messenger RNA, 662 nt
Organism: Cricetulus griseus (Chinese hamster)
Lineage: Eukaryota; Metazoa; Chordata; Mammalia; Rodentia; Cricetidae
Source: RefSeq, a predicted model, not a curated record